Molecule: messenger RNA, 1209 nt
Organism: Cyclocybe aegerita
Lineage: Eukaryota; Fungi; Basidiomycota; Agaricomycetes; Agaricales; Hemipholiotaceae
Source: the annotation of a GenBank genome assembly
AUGCCCUCGCACAGCGACUCCUCGCCUCUCCUGCCCCACGCCUUCCUCAACGCAACUCGCAUACACUACCUCGACAACCUUCGCACCUUUCUCACCGUCCUCCUCAUCGUUCACCAUUCCGCCACUGUGAAAGUCUCUCUCCCAUCCUACCCCAUCGAGCGCAUCAUCCUCAAAGUCUUCACCACUACGAACAAAGCCUUUCUCUGGAGCACGUUUUACCUCGUAUCGGGCUUCUCGAGCUCGCUCUCGCUGACGACGUACGAGAACGGCCAGGAGUUCCUCAAGCACCGGAGCUUGCCCCUUGCGAUACAUGCGUUGGUGUGGGGUACAGUGGGGAGGAUAGCCGUUGCGUGGGCGCUGACGAUUACGACGGGCGGUCAAGGAGUGUUUGGGAGCUACGAGCUGUUGAAGGAGCAGUUGAUCGGACCAGCAUCAUAUCUCGCCUUCCUCAUCGCAUUGGACGGCGUAUAUGUAGGUCUACGGGCGCUCGGUGCUCCGCGUCUCGCUCAACUCCUCGGUCGACAUGGUCACUUUUCCUCUCUCCUCCUUCCGACGUCUACAAUUAUCGCCCUCCUAGUGUGCACCUAUAUCAACGCCUCUCAAUCGCAAAGGACCAUCGCGCCGCUCCCGUCCUUCCUCUCCACGCUGAUAUCGUCGUUCGACUACCCCCUCCCAGAUGCACCCUUAUCGUGCGUCAUCGCCUACACUAUCGGCGCUAAUUGGGUCGACAUCAGAGACUCGUUACCUCCUUUUCUAACCUCCCCGCUACUCUUCCCCCUCUCCCUAUCAGCGUCCUACGCGUACCUAUCUCUCGAUACAGCUCUCUCAGCCUCCAAUUCCUACAUCAUCCUCUCUAACCGAACCUUCUACGCCGACUUGCACACGUUUGCCUUUGUGCUCUGGGACGCCCUAGCGUCCCUCAUCAUUCCCCUCUCCCUGCUCUCUUUCUUCGCCUCUGCUUCCAUCCUCCGGAGGUCAUGGAACGUCCCGGGUACGGGCAGUUGGAGGAAAUGGUAUAUUCUGACAUACGUCCAUAUGAUCCCUGUGCUGGUGUUGAGGUGGUUCAUUGCGCGGUUGAUGAUGGAGACGAGAAUCAGAAGCGCGAUUGCAUCUGCGGUAUUCGUAGGCGCUUUGGCGCCUGUGAUGGGUUGGGUCGGGGUUCGGGGUGUGGAGGUGGUGAUUAUGGCGGUCGCCAGCUUGAGGCGGUGA